UUCUUUCUGUCACAAAAAUAUUUUAGAAAUCUGUCAGUUUCCACUAGCAAAUUAUUCUCUUAUAAGUUACUAGUAUUGUCUACUCAUACAGAUAGAAAAAUUUUCGUUGAUAUUGUGGAUUGUGAUUGUCAGUGUUGAAUCAGUUUUUCUUAUGUUAUCAGGAUUGUUUUAGUUCCUUCAUUCCAUCCUUCUAAAAUUCAGGACAAUGGCUAGCAAAAAUUAUGCUUUGAGCGGUAAUGGAAACACCCAGACUAUGAAGCAGAUAGACCUGGAUCAAAUUUGGGGUGAUCUGAAUAACGGUAUCGAGCAUGUGUAUAAUCGUCAAACUAUGCCCAAAUGUCGCUAUAUGCAGUUAUAUACCCAUGUUUAUAAUUAUUGUACUUCGGUUCACCAACAAGGGAACAGUAGAAAUAGUACACCGACUGCUGCUUCCAAAAAUAAGAAAGUACAAAUUGGCGGUGGCGCUCAGUUAGUUGGUUUAGAACUUUACAAAAGAAUCAGAGACUUUCUAAGAUGCUACCUUGUAUCUUUGUUAUCUGAUGCUGUUCAUAGAAUGGAUGAAGAUGUAUUGAAGUUUUAUACUUGUCAGUGGGAAGAGUAUCAGUUCAGUAGUAAAGUAUUAAAUGGUGUAUGUGCUUACUUAAACCGACAUUGGGUAAAGAGGGAGUGUGAAGAGGGACGAAAGGGAAUUUAUGAGAUCUAUCAGUUAGCUCUAGUUACUUGGAGGGAUCAUUUAUUCAAGCAGUUGAACAAACAAGUUACGAACGCUGUACUCAAAUUGAUUGAACGCGAAAGAAAUGGAGAAACGAUAAACACUCGUUUGGUAUCUGGUGUUAUUAACUGUUAUGUGGAACUAGGUUUGAACGAGGAAGAUUCUAAUUCAAAAAUGUCCAACCUCUCAGUUUACAAGGAACACUUUGAGAAUAUAUUUCUAGAAGAUACAGAAAGAUUCUACACAAGAGAGAGCACCAAUUUUCUGGCUCAGAAUCCUGUGACUGAAUAUAUGAAGAAGGCCGGUGAGAGACUGCUCGAGGAAAAGAAACGAGUGCAGUUUUACCUGCACGAAACUACUAGUGAACAGUUGGCUAAAACCUGCGAGAGGGUGCUGAUCCAGAAACAUCUCGAGUUGUUCCAUCAGGAGUUCCAGCAGCUGUUGAACGCUGAGAAGGACGAGGACCUGGGGCGCAUGUAUAACUUGGUUGCCCGUAUUCCCGACGGGCUUGGAGAACUGAAAUCUCUGCUGGAGGUUCAUAUUGCCAAUCAAGGUCUCGAGGCCAUAGAAAGAUGUGGAGAGGCUGCCAAUAAUGAUCCAAAAAUCUACGUUAAUACAAUUUUAUCAGUGCACAAGAAGUACAAUGCUCUAGUACUUAUGGCUUUCAACAACGACAGCGGAUUUGUCGCGGCUCUGGACAAAGCGUGCGGACGUUUCAUCAACGCCAACGCCGUGACCAAGGUGGCAAAUUCGAGCAGCAAAUCGCCGGAGCUCCUGGCCAAAUAUUGCGAUCUGUUGUUGAAGAAAAGCAGUAAGAAUCCGGAGGAAGCCGAGCUCGAAGAUACCCUGAAUCAAGUGAUGGUUGUGUUCAAAUACAUAGAGGACAAGGACGUGUUCCAGAAGUUUUACAGUAAGAUGUUGGCUAAACGGUUGGUGCAGCACAUGUCCGCUAGUGACGAUGCAGAGGCCUCUAUGAUCUCGAAGUUAAAACAAGCCUGCGGCUUCGAAUACACUUCAAAACUACAAAGGAUGUUUCAGGAUAUUGGAGUGUCCAAAGAUCUCAACGAGCAGUUUCGUAACCAUCUGGCCGAUUCCAACGAGGGUCUGGAUAUCGAUUUCAGCAUUCAAGUACUGUCCUCUGGUUCGUGGCCGUUCCAACAGAGCUUCACCUUUGGAUUACCCUCUGAGUUGGAAAGGAGCGUGCAUAGAUUCACUAAUUUCUAUUCAGGUAGACACUCAGGAAGAAAACUAAAUUGGUUAUACAACAUGUCGAAAGGCGAACUUCUCACAAAUUGCUUCAGGAAUAGGUAUACCUUGCAAGCGAGCACCUUUCAAAUGGCGGUCCUCUUGCAAUUCAACGUCUCGGACAGUUGGACUAUCGCCCUCCUAGAGGAAAAUACUCAGAUCAAACACGAUUAUUUGAUACAAGUGAUCCAGAUCUUGCUGAAGGCGAAAUUGAUCACUUGUGAAGAUGACGAAUCUGAACUUUCCCCAUCUUCGGUUGUGCAUCUAUAUCUGGGAUACAAAAACAAAAAGCUUAGGGUCAAUAUAAACGUACCGAUGAAGACUGAAUUGAAAAUGGAACAGGAAACUACCCACAAACACAUCGAAGAAGAUAGAAAAUUAUUGAUUCAGGCGGCGAUCGUCAGGAUCAUGAAAAUGAGGAAGGUGUUGAAGCACCAGCAAUUGGUCGCCGAGGUCCUCAAUCAGUUAUCCACUCGAUUCAAGCCGAGAGUGCACAUAAUCAAGAAAUGUAUUGAUAUACUGAUAGAAAAGGAAUAUUUGGAACGUACGGAUGGCCAAAAAGAUACAUACAGUUACCUAGCUUGAUCUGGAAAUUGGGAGUGUGCAGUGCCUAUUAUUGAGAGGAAUUGCUGAAUGUAUAUUGUAAAUAUUAAUUAUUUCAUUUGUAAUUACCCUGGAAAGUAUCCUAUUAAAAAAUAUGAAUGCAUUUUUCAGCAGAAUGAUUUGAGAGAGGUAUUAGUCAGUUAUUGAACUUUUUAUGAAAAUGAUUCAUACUUUUUUUGUUUUUCGAUCUUUUACAGAAAUUUAGUAUGCAGUUUUUUUUUACUGACGGAAGCAAAUCAAAAUAUUGCGUGUGAGCUCUAUGUGAGAAAGGAGUAGGAGUAGGUAUUUUUGAGAGUCAAUUUAAAUGUCGAAAAAUUCUACUUGUUGAUAGCCCUUAACAACUAAAUAUGACUGAGUUUCUCGAAGCUGCUUUUCACAUUCUACCACAUUCAUUUAUGUCGGCUUAAGUUAGCUUAUCAAAUUUGAAAAAUUCUCAAUAAAAGUUGAAUCUACCCGGAAAACUAUUGUCCAUUUCCGAUCAAUGCCUUAUACUCAUUAUUUUCAGUUUAACCAAUAUAAUUAGAAUUAAGAUUGUAUUUCCUGGUAUGCAUUAUUAUUUAUGCGCGCCCUUUUAUUGGAUAAUUUAAUUACAUUUUAUUCAAAUCACAAUUACAAUUUUAACAGGAAUUUGGCAAAUAUUUUUGUUGGGAAUUUUUGGACAUGUUAUUUAUGUACUUUCUCUUUCUGUAUUGACUGUGUGAAUUUCGUGGAGCCAUGAAGAAUUUGUACAAUUUUUUAUGAUCUGGAAGCCAGCUAGAAUGGAAUAUUUGUAAAUAAGUAAAGAGAGUAACACAAGUU
Molecule: messenger RNA, 3358 nt
Organism: Coccinella septempunctata (seven-spotted ladybird)
Lineage: Eukaryota; Metazoa; Arthropoda; Insecta; Coleoptera; Coccinellidae
Product: cullin-1
Exons: 12
Coding region: 206-2542 (778 amino acids)
Biological process (GO): protein ubiquitination; SCF-dependent proteasomal ubiquitin-dependent protein catabolic process
Cellular component (GO): SCF ubiquitin ligase complex
Molecular function (GO): ubiquitin protein ligase binding
Source: RefSeq, a predicted model, not a curated record